Pyricularia pennisetigena is the source of this 2730-nucleotide messenger RNA. RefSeq lists its product as uncharacterized. Bases 1 to 2730 code for a protein of 909 amino acids. Gene Ontology annotation, biological process: small GTPase-mediated signal transduction; protein geranylgeranylation; vesicle-mediated transport. The transcript has 4 exons. The record is from RefSeq and is a predicted model, not a curated record. Lineage: Eukaryota; Fungi; Ascomycota; Sordariomycetes; Magnaporthales; Pyriculariaceae. Gene Ontology annotation, cellular component: cytoplasm; cytosol; nucleus. Gene Ontology annotation, molecular function: GDP-dissociation inhibitor activity.
AUGGCGGCCAGCAACAUCGGCCAGGUGCAAAAGGGGCUCAUAGCCCUGGCAGGCGUAGCGGCCUUGGCCACAUUGCUGGCUUCCAGGCAGCAGCAGACGAAACAGCCAUGGCUCGACGGUCCAUCCAAGACACUUUUGCCUGAGCUCUCGGACAAAGACGCCGAGGCGCUGCCAUACCCGCCAGAUGCACUACCCGGAAGGAGAGACGUCCCGACCCCAUACGGUGUCAUCCGCGUCUUUGAAUGGGGUCCCGAGGAUGGCGAGCGUGUCCUGUUUCUGCACGGUAUCAGCACUCCCUGCGUUGCGCUCGGCAGCAUGGCGGCUGAGCUGGUCGACAUGGGAAAAUGCAGGGUAAUUCUGUUUGACUUAUUUGGUCGAGGCUACUCGGACGCGCCGUCAGAUCUGCCAUACGACAUGCGCCUGUAUACAACCCAGAUACUACUAGUCCUGGCCUCGUCCCACCUCCCUUGGACAGGUGACGAGGGGUUUCAUCUGAUCGGGUACUCAUUCGGCGGCGGCAUCUCGGUCCCCUUUGCAACCUUCUUUCCGCACAUGGUGCGCUCGCUCAUCCUCGUAGCCGGAUGUGGACUCAUCCGCGAGAGCCACGUUGGCUGGUGGAGCAAGCUGCUCUACUCAUCUGGGUGGUUGCCCGAGGGGCUAUUACAGCGGCUCGUCAAGUCAAGAUUGACACCGCAGAAACCUGGGCCGAACAACGACCAGCAAAACAGUGUGUUGAAAGAGGAAGUGGUCACGGAAGCUGACAAGGCACCGCCGCAAGACCUCGAGGUCAGGCCGCAGGGUAACAGCGACGCCAGUGGCGGUGAGUCGUUCGACAGGGCCGUGCUCCCAGGCGGCGCGACCGUCUCCUCCGUCAUGAACUGGCAACUGCAGCACCACUCGGGCUUCGUGCCGGCGUUCAUGAGCACGAUACGGCACGCGCCCAUCUACGAGGAGUGGGGUCACUGGCGACGGUUGGGGUCGCUGCUGGCAGAGCGGAGGGUGGUUGGGGGGCCGACGCCGCGAGGUUUGGUGGGAGGCAAGGUACUGUUGGUUCUCGGCAGGAAUGACCCCGUGAUUGUCAAGGAAGAGCUCGUACACGAUGCAGCCGAGGCUUUGGGGCAAAAUGGGUUUGAGGCCGCUGUGCUCGAGGGAGGUCAUGAGGUUCCGCUGAGCAAGGGGCACGAUGUAGCUAGAGAGAUCAUUCGAUUCUGGGAGGACACCAGGGCGACUGAUGCCGUUCUUCAUCUUGAUCCAAACAACUUCUACGGCGGUCCUGAAGCGGCCUUGACCCUUCAGGAAGCAGAGGAAUGGGCCAGGACGCAUUCAUCACAGGAGCAAUCCCCUAGUGGGGAUCCGAGUCGCUCACCAGCGUCUUCGACUUUUGCAUCCGCCAGCGUCACGAGGCCGCAACAUGGCGAUGAGGCAACAGGCGGUCUUUCGUCCCACCGCGCAUACUCACUAGCCCUCGCACCUCACAUCAUCCACGCUCGCUCGCGGCUUGUCGAGCAGCUGGUAUCGUCCCGCGCGUUUAGACAGCUUGAGUUCCUGGCCGUGGGCUCGUUCUUUGUUCUCUCCUGCUCGUCCUCCCAGGAUACGGCAAAUCCCCUAAAACUCACUCGCAUCCCUUCAACCCGUGAGGAUGUCUUUUCGGACAGCUCGAUCCCCGUCCGCGCCAAGCGGUCGCUGAUGAAAUUUCUCAAGUUCGUACUGGACUACAACUCAGACCCGCACACCGAGAUCUGGCAGGCCGAGGCCGAUUCGCCGUUCGCCGGCUUCCUCGAGACCAAAUUCAAGCUUGAUAAGGACCUCCAAGCUUAUGUCCUUACCUUGACCCUCGCGCCAGACGGCAAUGCCAUCACAACCAGAUAUGGCUUGGCUGCCAUUCACCGUCAUCUUACUUCAAUGGGAUACUUCGGUCCGGGAUUUGCUGCUGUCUACCCCAAGUGGGGCGGCGCGAGCGAGAUCGCCCAAGUGGCCUGCAGGUCUGGCGCUGUCGGUGGCGGCGUCUACAUGCUUGGUACCGGGAUCAAGGACAUCAAACCCGCAGAGUCGGAUGAGUCUGAAGUGGAUGCGCUCAGCAUCGAGCUCUCGAACGAGACCGUAGUGAGGACGAAGCUUCUCGUCCGUGGCAUGGAAAAUAGACCAGAGGUUCCAUCCGACACAGCCCAGGCGACAGACAGGCAAUCUCUGAGCAGGCUGGUUGCGGUCGUGAAUUCGCCACUGUCCUCAUUGUUCGAGACGGUGGUGGAGGGCGCACCGCUACCGGCGGUUGCAGUUAUCGCAUGUGCUCCAGCUACCCUGAACGGCAUUGGUGACAUUGGUUCCCAAGAGUAUCCAGUAUACAUGAUUGUGCACUCGAGUGACACGGGCGAAUGUCCCUCAGGUCAAAGCUUACUUUACCUCAGUACUCAGUCGACCGCGGGCUCGCAAAAGAUGCUUCAGCAGAGCAUCGAGCCGAUCCUAGCUUCUGUGGCCAGUUUGAGUGGUACAUCUCCACCUCGUUGUCUUUGGUCACUGUCGUAUGAACAGACACGCGAAACCUCGUCCACUCGGAUCGAUGGCAAAGUCGUCACGGUUCCUGGAGUGCCGCUUACACUUGCUCUUGGCGAUGACACGCUGGAUCCGGUCUUUGAGGCUUGGAAGGUCGUUAUGGGGGAGGACGUUGAUCAAGAAAGCUACAUGAAAUUUGCUGACCGUGAAGGCAUGGGUGACGAAGACCAUGAUAUGUAA